AAUGGUUGACUGCUUUGGCGUCCUUUCUGUGCUUGUGUGGCUGCGUCUCGCCAGCAGUUCGGCGCACAAAGCAUGGUCUGUUAUUGCAAUCCGUAACCAAACAGAGUCCAGGCCUCUUCUUUCUCCUCUAUUUGGUCGGUUGUGUUGCGACUGGCUCCUGGCUUCCCCCUUCACGCCUUCCAGCAGUCUCGGUCUUCUACGGCAAUAUUUGUAACUUAUAGAAAUGAGCGACAAAGCAAGUGAAGUUGAUGAACUGGAGCAACUAUUUGCUGAUGCGGACGCGAUGCCCAUCCAGAUAUCAUACGCGCUGAUAAAGUCCAUUACAAAAAUUUUUGCUCAAGUUCUUGGAAAUGGUGCGUUCGGAGUGGUCUACCUGGGAGGUCUUCGAAAUGGGAUGGUUGCUGUGAAGAAGCUUUCAAUAUCAAUGGAUUUUUCUGAUACCCAAUUUUUGGAGGAAGUUAAAUGUCUAAAGAGGGUAAGGCACAAAAAUAUUGUAAGAUUUCUGGGCUAUUGUGCAGAUACACACGGGGAAGUCAUGGAAAUAGAAGGAAAACUUAGGAUUGUUGAGGUACAACAAAGGUUACUCUGCUUUGAGUAUGUACCAAAUGGAAGCCUUCACCAAUGUCUUCAAGAAAAGACUCAUGGAUAUGAUUGGAAUACUUGUUACCGAAUAAUUAAGGGAAUUUGUCAGGGUUUGCAUUUUCUUCAUGAAGAACGAAUUAGCCAUUUGGAUCUCAAACCUGCAAAUGUGCUGCUGGGUGCUCACAUGGAACCAAAAAUCACAGAUUUUGGUUUAUCCAGGUUACUUGAUGGAAAUCAGUCCACAAUAUUCACUAUGAACCUGUUUGGAACCCCGGGAUAUAUUGCACCAGAGUUAAUAGACAAACAAAAAAUAUCACUCAAGUCAGAUAUAUUCAGUUUGGGGAUUAUCAUUGAAAGACUAUUGACAGGGAUUUACGAGAAUAUUACUGAAACUUGGCUUGAAUCACUAUGUGUAGAAUGCAAAAAAAUGAAGAGAUGCCUGGAAAUUUCAGAAAAGUGUGCCAACUCUGAUCCUUCUAAAAUACCUACUGUGGACGAGAUAACUCUUACGCUUAAUCAGACAGCAACUACGAUUCAAAGGGUUCCUCCAGUUGUUACAGAUCCAAGAAAUGAUCUAACGUCUUCAUUGUACAAGUGGCUUAAAUCUCAAUGUGUAGACUGCAGACAAAGGAAGCGUUGCCUGCAAAUUGCAGAAAAGUGUGCCGACUCUGAUCUUUCUGAAAGACCCACCGUUGAAAAGAUAUUUCAUAUGCUUAAUGAGACACAAACCACAACUCAAAGGAUUCCUUCAACUGUAAAUGAGCCGAGAAAUGACCCAAGGUCUUCAUUAUACCAGUGGCUUAAAUCACUAUGUGUAGACUGCAAAAGAAAGAAGGAAAGCCUAGAAAUCGCAGAAAAGAGUGCCAACCCGGAUCCUUCAAAAAGACCUUCUAGGGAUGACAUAAUUGGUAUGCUUAAUGAGACAGAAACUACUAUCCGAAAGGUGCUUGGAGUGGUUGAUGAGCCAAUAAAUCACCCAAGGUCUUCAUUGUACGAGUGGCUUAAAUCACAAUGUGUAGAGUGCAACCAAAAGAAGGGAUUUUUGGAAACUGUUGAAAAGUGUGCCAUCUCCGAUCCUGGUAAAAUACCUUCUAUUGCUGAGUUAAUUCUUAUGCUUAAUGAGACAGAAACCACCAUUCCGAAGAUCCACCCAGUUGUUAGAGAGUGGAGAGAAGACACAAAGUCUUCACUAUACCAGUGGCUUCAGUCGCUAUGUGUAGACUGCAGAGAUGUGAAAAGAUGCCUGGAAACUGCAGAAAAGUUUUCCAACCCGGGUCCUUCUGAAGGACCUAAUGUGGAAAAUAUAUUUCUAAUACUUAAUGAGGCACAAACCCCACCAAAAGUUGCUGGUGUUAAGGAUAUAAAUAACACGAAGUCUUCACUAUACCAGUGGCUUGAAUCACUCGGUGUAGACAGCAAGCAAAUGAAGAGAUGGCUGGAAAUUUCAGACUGUACCAAUUCUGAUCCUUCUGAAAGACCUACUAUGGCUGAGAUAACUCUUAUGCAUAAUGAGAUUGAAACCACGAUUCCAAAGGUCUCUCCAGAUGUUAAUGAGCUAGAAAAUGAUGCAAGGGAAUUAUACAAGUGGCUUCAAUCACUAUGUGUAUACUUCAAACGAUUGAAGAGAUGUGUAGAAAUUACAAAAAUGUGUGCCGACCGGGAUCCUUCUAAGAGACCUACUGUGGAAGAGAUGUUUCUUAUGCUUAAUGGGACGCAAACCAUGAGACAAAAGGUUCUUCCAGUUGCUACUGCACCAAGAAAUGACACACGGUCUUCAUUAUACCGGUGGCUUGAAUCACUAUGUGUGGACUGUAAUGAAAAGAAGAGAUUCCUGGAAAUCGCAGAAAAGUUUGCCAACUUUGAUGGUCCUAAGAGACCUACUGUUGAUGAGAUAAAUGUGAUGCUUAAUAAGCCAGAAACCAUGUUUCCAAAGGUUCCAAGAAAUGACCAACAGUCUAUUAUACCCGUGGCUUGUGGAAUCACUAUGUGCAAACUGCAAACAAAAGAAGAGAUGCCUGGAGAUUGCAAAAAUGUGUGCCCACUCUGAUCCUCAUAGAAGACCUACUAUGGCUGAGGUAAUUAUUAUGCUUAAUGAGACAGAAACCAUGAUUCAAACGGUUCCUCCAGCUGUUAUA
Molecule: messenger RNA, 2717 nt
Organism: Panicum virgatum (switchgrass)
Lineage: Eukaryota; Viridiplantae; Streptophyta; Magnoliopsida; Poales; Poaceae
Product: receptor-like kinase LIP1
Exons: 14
Coding region: 224-2629 (801 amino acids)
Biological process (GO): protein phosphorylation
Molecular function (GO): ATP binding; protein kinase activity
Source: RefSeq, a predicted model, not a curated record